Messenger RNA from Bipolaris zeicola 26-R-13, 489 nucleotides. RefSeq lists its product as uncharacterized. The transcript is spliced from 2 exons. Lineage: Eukaryota; Fungi; Ascomycota; Dothideomycetes; Pleosporales; Pleosporaceae. The record is from RefSeq and is a predicted model, not a curated record. The annotation marks the transcript as partial.
CUUCAACUCGCGUCCUCUACUGCAAUGCAGCUCAAGUUCAACGCAAUUGGCCUUUUGGCUAUUAUGACUUCCCUGACGUCCGCUAUACCUGCGGAGCACGUCAGUCUUGUAGUCCAGGGUGAAGUUGCCGUCUCAAAACUAGAGGCGAGGCAGGUGCAGUAUAGCUGUCAAGUUGUUCGAGCGAACCAAUUGGGAAGAUGCCGAAAUGCGAUUGCUGAUCUGAGGAGGCGCGAUCUUAGAGGAUUCGAUGUCUUUGCUUGCAUUAGCGCCGGUGCUGCUUUCUUUGAUUCUUGUGCGGCUGCAGUCGCGAUGGGGGGCUUGGGUAAGAUACUAUUUAGCUCAUUGAAAUCCAAAAUAACACAUACAGAUUCUCUAAUUGACGUGGGCUGCAUUGGAACUAUUGCCAGCAUUGAGGCUGGAUGCAGAGGUUGCAAGGCUGGUAUUGAGGAACGGGAUGUAGAGCGUGCAGCAGCCACGAUAUCUACUUAA